CUAAACGCCAAAUAAUUGAAACCGGUUUGGAGAAUAAAGCUCCAUAAGUUUGUUUCUCAUAGACGAGACCAGGCAGAUAAACAGUGUUUACUUAAGCCAAACAUAUUGUGACCGGAUCUGAGUUGAAAUGGACGACACGAUAGCCGCACAAAAAGGGAGAAUCAUCUACAAACUAUUAUUACUAUUCCUGAUGGCCAUUCUGCAAAUGGCCUUUCAUCCAUUGGCUCGGCGUUUAGAACGUUGCGAUCUGGCUGGACAACUUUAUAUUCUCGAUGUGGUCAAAGAGGAGUUGCCCCUUUGGCUAUGCAUAGCUGAUUUCGAGAGUCGUCUCAACACCCAUGUGAUUGGAACACGUAAUGACGAUGGAUCCAAGGAUUAUGGACUCUUUCAGAUCAGUGAUCGCUAUUGGUGUGCUCCACCAAAUGAGACUGAAUACUAUGCAUUCAAUCAAUGCAAUACGAAUUGUACAGAUCUAUUGAAAGAUGAUAUCACAAUGGCCGUGCAGUGUGCUCAAUUGAUUAAGAGUCUACAGGGCUGGUCUGCCUGGUCGGUCUAUGCAGAGUUUUGCAACAACACAGAGCUGGAAGCCAUCGACAUGUGCUUUCAGUCAAAUGCUACAAUUGACUUGAACUCUGAUGACUGUACGACUAAUUCAUCCAUUGGAAUGCCUCAAACUAUGCUCAAUGAAGGCGACUAAAUUAGUUUAUGUCCAAUUAAAUCAUCACUGCCAAAAAAAAAAUAUAGCAAGAAUAAUAAAGGAGAAACAUAUUUAAUUUAAUAUGCCAA
Drosophila willistoni is the source of this 786-nucleotide messenger RNA. RefSeq names its product lysozyme 1B. The record is from RefSeq and is a predicted model, not a curated record. Bases 128 to 697 code for a protein of 189 amino acids. NCBI's taxonomy places the organism in Eukaryota, Metazoa, Arthropoda, Insecta, Diptera, Drosophilidae. The transcript has a single exon.